AUGAAUGGAGUGGACCAUGCCAUCCACCUGGAUGAGGAGGAGAGUCACCGACUCUCUGGUCUAGCCAAUGAGGCUUUGAACGAUGCACUCAGCCACCUGGACAGGUUCAGUAGUGGACAUGGCUCGAAUGGCUGGACAGAGUGCGGCUCGGACGGAGACGUUCGGCUGUUUUCCCAGAACGUCGGUGCGAGUUUACCCAUGUUUCUUGGCCAACUGACAGCAGACUCGCAAUGCAGCGUGGCUGACCUGACGGCUGUGCUCCUGUCCGAUGCAUGCCGGCGAUUCUGGGACCCGAGCUAUUUAGCCAGCCAUCUGCUUGGCACGUGCGGCGAGAACAACAGGUGCGCAGUCCUUUGCACCGAGCAAAAAGGGUCUCCUGUCAGUGGUGAGGCGAUGUGGACGCACGUGUGCACCGCCCGGCAUGUCUCCAGGGAGCAUGGUGAGCGCAUCACCUACGCUGCCACCUCCGUUCCAGGGGAUUUCAGAAGGAAACAUCAGGGGACCUUGGCUGCCUGGGGGGAUAAGAAAGAGCUGAUCACAAAGAUGUGGGCGAUGGAUGUACUACGCACGACGGACCAGGUGAGCGACUUUCAACAGCUUACCCCAGUAGGCGCGGAGUGCGGGAACGAGAGGAGACCGAAUAUCAGCACUUGGAACUGGCAGGUAUGGAAGGGUGGCAUGAUGAGCUGGUUUGCCCUGCGCUUUGACAAUGAUUUGGCUUUUGGUGCCCUCCCAACCAAUGCGCCAGUCGCCGAAGCCUAUCCCUGCUUGGCUGAAGACCAAGAUGGCGGGGAAUCAGCGGCCAUAAGCGCGGUUUUGCGUGACCGGGGUGUGGUGCCGGCGACCAUCGGAAUACUGAAGGGGCGCGUGCAUGUUGGAAUGAAUGCCGAUCAGCUCGAGGCCCUGGCAAAGCUCGGCCUGGAAUGCCGCAAGGUCAGCCGGAGAGACAUUGCAGCAGUACUAGCCAAGCGCCAGGAUGGUGCAACCACCGUGUCUUCCACUAUGGUUUUCGCCAGCAAGGCUGGAAUACCCAUCUUCGUGACCGGGGGAAUUGGUGGAGUACACCGAGGGGCAGAUGCCACGUGGGAUGUGUCGGCUGACCUGACGGAGCUUGGGCGAACUCCUGUUUGUGUUGUCUGCGCGGGUGCGAAAAGUAUUCUGGAUCUUCCCAGGACGUUGGAAUUCCUGGAAACGCAGGGUGUCUGCGUGGCUGGCUACAGGACCAGUGACUUUCCCGCCUUCUUCACGCCGCGGAGUGGUUUGCCCACCAGUUGCAGUGUCGAUGGGCCGGAAGAGGCUGCAAGAGUUCUGGCUGAGCAGCUGCAGAUGAGUCUUGGCUCUGGCAUGGUGCUGGCCGUGCCGGUGCCUGAAAGCCUGGCUGCAGAGGGCGCGAAAGUGGAGGAGGCUACCAGGACAGCAGUGGAGGAGAGCGCUAAGUUGGACGUUCGCGGGAACGAGGUCACACCCUUCCUUUUGAAGCGCAUCAACGAGCUCACAGGGGGUGAGUCUCUUCGCUCCAACAUUGCCCUGGUCAAACACAACGCUGAGGUCGGAGCUGCAGUUGCUCUUGAGCUCGCAAGACUGCGCCGCGCAUCGCGUCUCUGA
Molecule: messenger RNA, 1605 nt
Organism: Symbiodinium natans
Lineage: Eukaryota; Dinophyceae; Suessiales; Symbiodiniaceae
Source: the annotation of a GenBank genome assembly